CUUUAUUAUAAUGUAUCACAUAAAAUCGUUUCACCAAUGCUUCACAAUGUGGUGGAUGUUUGACUUUAAAAGAUCUGAGAUGCACCUGAACAAUCAAAUCACUUUCAGCUGUCUUUAACCUGGACGUAACACCUCCUUGAAGUAGACAUUCAUGGGUGUAAUCUAUCAUCUCUCACAUAAAGGUCCUACUCUUCUACUGACAAGUGGUAUUAUCAAACAGCGUCUUGGAGCUGCUGCACUUGACAGUGUUCAUGAGUACCGUCUGUCCAGCUGGCUGGGCCAACAAGAAGACAUCCAUUGCAUAGUUCUUUACCAGACUGACUACUCACUGACCCCGUGGACACAGAGGUGCAUCCGUCAGGCUGACUGCAUCAUUAUUGUGGGAUUAGGCGAGCAGGACCCUACUGUAGGGGAGCCACAGUACCCUGAGCACCCUACAGUCCAUGGAUUGGUCAAACCCGUACUGAGGCCCCUUAUGUGACAGCUAACACUUGCCUGAAACUGGGUCAUGCAACAUGGAUUUCACCUUCGUCUGUGUCACCCAAAAGAUGGACACCUGCUGAUGGAUGGAGGCUAUAUCAACAACCUGCCUGGUUUGUUACAUUCAGUUUGUACCUUCCCUUAUUAAGUAUUAAAAGUAGCCGUACUUUGAUGUAGUUGCUCAGCUGUUUGCUUAUAGCAAUAUAUUUUUAAUUUUACCAGUACUGUAUGCUGUUUGUCUUGAUGUCUUCUUCCCCUGAUUCUCCCAGCUGAUGUUGCACGCUCCAUGGGGGCCAAAGUGGCAAUAGCUAUUGAUGUGGGCAGCCGGGAUGAAACCAAUCUCACUAAUUACGGCGACUCACUCUCGGGCUGGUGGCUGCUAUGGAAACGCCUUAACCCCCUUGCUGAGAAGGUUAAGGUGAUGGAUUGAUUAGGAGUAAAGACACACCAUGCUGUGCAGCAAUGUUUUUAAUUCUAUCAAUAUAAAUCAGGAUAUUUUUGGAAAUCAUUUCAGUGAUUUAUAAGUUAAUUUCCACAGGUGGCAGUAGCUAAAACAUUAUUAAAAAGCGAUCUCUAGGUGUAUUAGCUAAUUGUAGGCCAAUCUCCAACCUUCCUUUUUAUCCCAAAAAUUCUUAAAAGAGUAAUUGUAAAACAGCUAAUGGAUCACCUGCAGAGGAGUGGUUUAUUUCAAGAGUUUCAGUCAGGUUUCAGAGCUCAUCGGAGUACAGAAAC
Messenger RNA from Haplochromis burtoni (Burton's mouthbrooder), 1212 nucleotides. RefSeq names its product patatin-like phospholipase domain-containing protein 7. The record is from RefSeq and is a predicted model, not a curated record. The transcript has 3 exons. Bases 152 to 481 code for a protein of 109 amino acids. NCBI's taxonomy places the organism in Eukaryota, Metazoa, Chordata, Actinopteri, Cichliformes, Cichlidae.